Messenger RNA from Vanessa atalanta (red admiral), 2409 nucleotides. RefSeq names its product esterase FE4-like. Lineage: Eukaryota; Metazoa; Arthropoda; Insecta; Lepidoptera; Nymphalidae. The transcript is spliced from 3 exons. The record is from RefSeq and is a predicted model, not a curated record. The coding region runs from base 24 to 1661 and encodes 545 amino acids.
CAUAUCGGUAAAGCAUAAACAAAAUGUGGAAAAUAAAUAAAUAUGGCAAGAAGAUAGUACUGUUUACGUUAGUGAUAAUGAACUUUGUUGACCAGCCGGCACCAGAAGUGAUAAUAGUGCAAGGGAUUCUGAGUGGUAAAAUAAGUGCAGAUGGAACUACUUUCGAAUACGUUGGUAUUCCUUAUGCGACGUCAAAUAGCAGCACGAGGUUUCAAGCACCUGGACCACCGCCGUCAUGGGAAGGAGUUUACAGAGCAGUCGAUGAAAUAUAUGGAUGUCCGCAAAACACUUUCUUCGGAGUUAUAGGCUCGGAAGAUUGUUUGAAAAUAAACGUGUACGUACCCGCGAUACCAAAAUCAAAACCACAUGCCGUUAUGGCUUAUAUUCAUGGAGGUUCAUUUAUUUUAGGAAAUGGAGGUAAGCUUAUCUAUGGCCCAGGUUACCUUGUGAGAAAAGACGUCAUCGUAGUGACAUUUAAUUAUAGACUCGGACCUCUUGGUUUCCUCUGCCUAAGAAUAAAAGAAGCACCAGGCAAUGCUGGAUUAAAAGAUCAAAUAGCGGCAUUGAAAUGGAUUCAGAAAAAUAUUGCGGCAUUUGGAGGCGAUCCUGAUAAAGUAACGGUGUUUGGUGAAAGUGCCGGAGCUACAUCAGUUUCGCUGCUAUUAGCUAGCGAAGCUUCCACUGGAUUAUUUAAAAGAGCUAUAGUUCAGAGCGGGUCGUCGUUAUCUAAUUGGGCGAUAAACAGAAAACCGGAACUUGUUGCUAGUCAUAUUGUUAAAUCUUUUGGAUACAACACUGAAGAUCCGAAAGAAUUAUACGAAAUAUUUUCUAAAAUGAGUUACAAAGAAAUAACAUCGAUUAAUGCAAAAAAGCCACUAGAUUUAUUUUUUAAAACACAAAUUCUUCUUUUGCCAUGUGUUGAAUCUAAAAUCCCAGGAAUAGAACCGAUCUUAACCGAUUUACCUUACAACAUUAUUUCUCAAAAGCCUAAGAAUGUUGAUGUAGUAUACGGAAUAACAAGUAACGAAGGCUUAAUAGUAAUAGCUGAAGAAAAUGAAAAGUCAAUACGGGAGAGGAAUGUACGUUAUUUGUUGGGUUCUGAUCUUAAUUUUCCAACAGAAAAUGAAGCUAGAGAAAUAGCAAAUAAAAUACAUGAAUUUUACUUUGGUAAAGACGAAAUAUCAUUGGAAAAAUUUGUGAAUAUAACAAAUUUGUAUUCACACUUAUAUUUUGAGAUGCCAGCAAUUUUCGAAGCGCAACAAUUUGUUAAAAAUGGUAAAUCUAAAGUCUAUACCUACGUUUUCGAUUAUUCUGGUAGCAGAAAUGUUUUGAAAUUUCAUAGUACUUAUUGGAACGAAAAUGGGGCGAGUCAUGGCGAUGAUUUAUUUUACAUAUUCAACGGGAACCUGUGCCCGUUUACACUCAAUAGCAGAGAUAAAAUAAUUAUAGACUACAUGACGAGUUUUUGGACAAACUUCGCCAAAUACGGAAAUCCCACACCCGAUGAGAGCAACUUGCCAAUCAAAUGGCAUCCAAAUACAAAAGAUAAUUUAAAUUUCUUAUACAUUAAUAGUAAAUUAAGAAUGGAUUCGAUGCCUAGUCCUGAGGCUUAUUGGUUAUGGAAAGAAAUAUAUGAUAAAUAUCGCAAUUUUGAAAUUUAAAAAGUAAAGAUAUUUUUCUAUAUUUUUCAAGUUAAGUUAUAAUGAUAUACUCAAUUGUGUGACAUAUAUGGUGUAUUUUGUGUAAAGUGAAUAUUACCUAUAACAUAUUUCAACUUAGAACAAAGAUAAAACAAAACAACGCGAAUCUCAAGAGAUACCUUUAAGUUUUCUCAUUACUUAGGCGCAACUUUGUUGAAAAUAAAUUAUAGUGUGGUGCAGAUACUUUAUCUGAUAAUAGAGACUAAGUAAGUAGAUAAAUAAAUAUUUAUAAUUGAAUGAAUGGAAUAUUAUGCGUAUAAUAAAUAUGUAUAUAAUUCUUAAUAUUUUUAGCAAACCACAUUAUCCACUUUUUGCCCUGAUAUAAUGUAACUUUUGCCCCGAGAUAUUUUAAUAAUUAACACAUCAGUUCGGAGUGAAUUUCUUUGUUGAUACUCAAGCCUUCUGCCAAUAUUCACUCGUAUUUUAUUGCAAAUAUACAAAUGCGAAUUUAAUUGUAUGUAAAUUAAAGUACAAUCCAACCCUGAGGGCUUUCUUUAAUUAUUUAAGCACACUAACGAUAUAUAUACAUAUAUAUACAGUCAGCGAUUGUGAUACUGUCCGUGUGAGAUACUCAUACAUGUUGUGACUAGGCAUUAUAAAGAGGAUUCCACAUGACACUGGAAUAUUCCAAACAGCUGCGCACUAAAGCAUUGAAUUAAAUUAUUUUGGUAACAUGAAAGAAUCCAUCUUACAAACUCUAUUUUUGUUC